Messenger RNA from Notolabrus celidotus (New Zealand spotty), 983 nucleotides. RefSeq names its product chromosome 9 C5orf51 homolog (gene rimoc1). Gene Ontology annotation, biological process: mitophagy. The coding region runs from base 40 to 873 and encodes 277 amino acids. The transcript is spliced from 6 exons. The record is from RefSeq and is a predicted model, not a curated record. NCBI's taxonomy places the organism in Eukaryota, Metazoa, Chordata, Actinopteri, Labriformes, Labridae.
GUGAGUAAUCCCUGGCUCACGUGACGAAUAGUUUCAGUCAUGGCCGACGAGUACAGGCGACAAGGUUUCGAGUUGGAGAGAAGGAUAUUUGAGUUAGACAUCAAGUGUUCUAGUCUCAGAGCUGAGAAGCAAGAUGAUGACUACUUACAGAAUGCGUCUGUCAUAUUAGACAAGUUGAAAAGCUAUUACAGGCAUGGAGGGGAGAGCAGUAACCUAUCCAAGGUGCUCCAGGACUACACACAGGUGAUCCUAGACAUCACAUUUUAUGAAGAGAAUAAAUUGGUGGACCAGGAGUUUCCCGAAGACUGUUCACCUUUUAAAAUCCAGCAGCUACUGCAAGACCUGACUGAGCCAGAAGUUUUGGCAGGGAGGCUAGCACCAGCACAAGAAGUUCAGUCUAUGUUGGGCCUUGAGCUGUUAGAAUGUCUCUAUUGGAGACGGGGAGCUUUGUUGUACAUGUACUGCCACACCCUUCACCAACGAAAACAGUGGAUCAAGAAGAACAAGGACACAUUCCUUAAGUGUAUUCAAGAGGGUGUACGCUACCUGAUGCGGAUGCUGCAAGUGAGAAACUCUGUGAAGCUCAAUGAUGGGGUGGUGCUCCAUGACCCUGCGACAGCAAGCUUCUUAUCUGAAGGCAUCUUCUCUGACACACACCUGUUGACGAUGAUGUACAUCGGGGAAAUGUGUUUCUGGGCAGUCAAGUAUGAAGACUGCAGCGCUGACACCAUGGAUCGUAAAGAAGAUCGCCUCCAGUUUCGGGACAUUGGCACGCAGAUCCUCAACAAAUACGUGCUCGCCUGUGAGGGCCCUCUGCAGGGCCAGGGCUGGAACACAGAAAAUGCCAAGGAAAUCCUUAGUAUUUUACAGUGAAGCCAACUGCUUCUGUGUUGUAGUUGCCCUGAGGCACAGAUCUAAGUUCAGUAUUCAAAUAUGUGUCAACCCAAAUAAAAAUGGAGCCCAUCAGGUGGGGUGUUAUGUUA